This is a messenger RNA of Zingiber officinale, 1549 nucleotides long. Its product is annotated as WAT1-related protein At1g21890-like. Gene Ontology annotation, cellular component: plasma membrane. The record is from RefSeq and is a predicted model, not a curated record. The coding region runs from base 180 to 1295 and encodes 371 amino acids. The transcript has 7 exons. NCBI's taxonomy places the organism in Eukaryota, Viridiplantae, Streptophyta, Magnoliopsida, Zingiberales, Zingiberaceae. Gene Ontology annotation, molecular function: transmembrane transporter activity.
GGUAAUAAAGACCUUAAAUUAUUACACAUAAAAGACCAUUAUUGUAGUUGUAUAGCCAAUGGUGUAAUGCCCUUUUUUAGCUAUAUAAGAGUGCAUUAAGCUUGUGAGCUCUGCACACAUUCUAAAGCUUAGGGCCACUAGAAUACUCCAAGGUACUUAUCAUAUAGAAAAAACAUAUCAUGGACCUUACUCAGGUUUGGAGGAGUGUCAGGCCAUACUUGGCUAUGAUCUUCUUGCAGUUUGGCUAUGCUGGCAUGUUCAUAGUCUCAGUUGCUUCACUCAAGCGUGGAAUGAGCCACUACGUGCUGGUCGUCUAUCGAAAUGCUGUUGCAGCUGCUAUCAUUGGUCCAUUUGCUUUGUGGUUUGAAAGGAAAGGCAGGCCCAAGUUGACAGUUCGCAUAUUCCUCAAAAUUAUGGCUCUUGCACUACUUGAGCCAGUUCUUGACCAAAACUUCUACUACUUGGGAACCAAGUACACAUCAGCAAGCUUCUCUUCCGCUCUUUAUAAUGUACUGCCAGCCAUGACAUUUAUAAAUGCCAUUAUUUUGAGAAUGGAGAAGAUAGACAUCAAGAAGCGACAGAGUCAAGCGAAGAUUGUUGGUACACUGGUUACCGUCCUUGGUGCACUGGUCAUGAUAUUAUACAAAGGUCCUAUUGUUGAGUUCAUAUGGAAUAAGGGACGGAACCACCACACUGAAUCUGCUAGUCAGGAUGAAACCCAUUGGCUCAUUGGCACAUUCAUGCUUUUGUUCAGCUGCUUCUGUUGGUCAUUAUUCUUCAUUCUACAAUCGAACACCUUGAAAUCUUACCCUGCAGAGCUCUCCCUGAGCACCCUAAUUUGCAUUAUGGGCACAUUACUAGCUAGUUCAGUUGCGGUCAUCCUGGAUCCUGGCGUCAAACCCUGGAUAAUAGGAUUUGACACAAGGCUUGUUGCAGCCGUUUACUCCGGUAUAAUGUGCACAGGAAUAGCAUAUUAUUUGCAAGCAGUGGUGAUGAAGGAGAGAGGACCUGUCUUUGUGACUGCCUUUAACCCUCUUUGUAUGAUCAUAGUGAGUGUGAUGGGCUCCAUUAUUCUUGCAGAGGAAAUAACUUUAGGAAGGUUGAUUGGUGCAAUUGUUAUAGUGAUUGGUCUUUACUCUCUAAUAUGGGGAAAGUGCAAGGAUUACGCAAAUCAAACCUCUAAAAUUGACGAGAAACAAGCACUGGAACUACCUAAGACCAUAAAUGAUGACAUGAUAUCCAACUCCAUUGAUUAUGUCACCAUCGAAAACAUCUCAUCAGGGAAGAAACCUUGAGUAAUUAACUUGUAUUAGCCUUAGCAUAAGCUUUCUCUUGUAUUAUGUAUCAACCAUCAUCCACUACGACUACAGAAGUGUUUACUUCCAAGCAAAUUAGUAGGAUAGCACUGGAUGAGGAUACUUGUCCCCAGUUGUUGCUACCAAUAAUUAAGGUUAAUCUUCGUGCAUGAUCAAAUACCAUAUCAUUUGUUGUGACUGUUCAUGCCUUUUUCAACUUUCUUUUCUGCUGUCAAAGGGUUAUCCAACACAAU